This is a messenger RNA of Cryptococcus wingfieldii CBS 7118, 558 nucleotides long. RefSeq lists its product as hypothetical. The transcript is spliced from 4 exons. Bases 1 to 558 code for a protein of 185 amino acids. NCBI's taxonomy places the organism in Eukaryota, Fungi, Basidiomycota, Tremellomycetes, Tremellales, Cryptococcaceae. The record is from RefSeq and is a predicted model, not a curated record.
AUGAUUACUCUACUCACCGUCGUCGCCUUGAUGGUAACGAUGACCGUCAGCCUUCUCGGUACUGCUUUGUUGUCAGGCUUUGACCUCGCCGACACAUCGUUCUUGCUCGACACCUCGACAACUCACAGCUCGAAUUGCGUAUCUAUCUUGCCUUGUCUUGCGAUGGUAAUAUUCCUUGCUUUCAUCCUCUCCUAUCACUUCAAUAGAUGCGAUCGCGCGCCGGCCAUGCGUCUCGUCAGUCAUUUAUCCCAAGUAAUGGAAACAUUGUGUCACACUUGGGCGAGCAGAGCUCUCCUGACUCCUUGGUAUCAAUCCGUCCUGAGGGCGCUCCAACCAAGUUAUCCUCCCCGCCUUCUACUGCCCUUCUACAAGCCAUAUCACCAUCUGCCAGAAGACACAUGGCGCAAUCCUCCAGAAGCCCGGCGAUGUUCCCAAGGGUUUAUGGGUGCCCGGAAGGAUGCAGAGAAGUCGGGCAGGCUCCGGAGAAGAGACCCGCCCCCCGCCGCCUCUGUCGUCCUCUGGAAUAUUGCGCCCUCCCAGACUUCUUCGUCACGCUAG